Messenger RNA from Peromyscus leucopus (white-footed mouse), 9897 nucleotides. Its product is annotated as transmembrane protein 178B. Lineage: Eukaryota; Metazoa; Chordata; Mammalia; Rodentia; Cricetidae. Gene Ontology annotation, cellular component: membrane. The record is from RefSeq and is a predicted model, not a curated record.
CUGCUUCCCUCCUGCUUCCUCAUAGACCUGCGCAGAAUGACAGCUGGCUUCAUGGGUAUGGCGGUGGCCAUCAUCCUCUUCGGCUGGAUCAUCGGUGUGCUGGGCUGCUGCUGGGGAGGCCUUAUGCAGUAUGUGGCAGGGCUUCUCUUCCUCAUGGGAGGAACCUUCUGCAUCAUCUCACUGUGCACCUGUGUGGCUGGGAUCAACUUUGAGUUAUCACGUUACCCACGCUACCUAUAUGGACUUCCAGAUGACAUCAGCCAUGGCUAUGGAUGGUCCAUGUUCUGUGCAUGGGGGGGCCUGGGCCUCACGCUAAUCUCGGGAUUCUUCUGUACCUUGGCCCCCUCUGUCCAACCUGUCCCGAGGACCAACUGCCCUAAAUCCAGACCAGAAAAUGGGACAGUGUGCUAAAAAAAAAAAAAAAAAAACCCAUACAUAUAUAUAUAUAAAUAUAUAUAUAAUAUACAUAUAUAAAAUGAAACUCAAUCAAGAUGAUGCCAGUGCCAAGGUAGAGUUGAGUUGGCUCAGGCACCUGCAUCUCAUCAGACUUUGUGUUGCCUCAUCUCCAAGAUGGGAAAAGUGUUCCCAUCCUGUGGCUCUCUCAUCAGUUCUUGACUUUGGCUUCAUGAUUUCUUCAAGACAGAGUGAAAGCCACCACCACCUGCGGUAGCAUCUUGACCCCUGUCACUCAUAAGGAUGUGGUGGUGAACUGGAAGGGACAGAGGCAGUGGUCUGAAGCAACACAGAUACACAGAAGGAAGAGCUACACUCUAGGCCAUCAGGAAAGGCCACCACCACCCCAGCCAUCAUACCAUGGGGAAACUCAGUCCCUUGAGUUCAUAGAAUGUAACCACAUCUUCGAGGCCAUUUUCAGAACCACUUCUCUGCUCCUCCUGUUCUGAGCUCCUUCCCAGCCCACCAGCGACACACCAAGAGUGGAAGAGAAAACAGACUGAGAAGGAAGUUUUCUCUUUGUGGCCAAACCGUUGGACAAUGUCUUAGAGGUGGGAAGGGGAGAGAACAUGCUGAGAGGCAAGAUCAGCAUCAACAAAAGGACAUUUCAGUGGAUGCUCGGAAAACCCAGUCUUACCUUCCAGCUGCCUUACACCCAGUUAAACGAGAGGCCACCCUGUCCUCCCCUGCCUGCGCUCUCUGGGCAGAUCGAGCCUUCGAGCAAUGCUGUGAUAUGUGUGUGUGCGUGUGUGCAUGUGUGCAUAGGUUUUGGGUGGUUGCCUUUUUCUUUUCCACUCUUUGAAUGGAAAUAUCAUCUUAUUCUUCUCUCUCUCUCUCUCUCUCUCUCUCUCUCUCUCUCUCUCUCUCUCUCAUUAUUAUUGUUUUUGACCCAUUAUGGAGGCCUCGAGAUCUGGGAAUUAUACUGAAGGGCAGGCCUUCAUGGGUGCCAAUGCAGCAGCUGCAGAUCCCUGGAGAGAGACAAAAGUGUGUGUGUGUGUGUGUGUGUGUGUGUGUGUGUGUGUGUGUGUGUGUGCCUGCCCAUGCACUUGUGUAUAUGUAUGCACAUGUGGUGGAUAUUUCCUGAAUGUGGGGUUUUAUUGUUUGUGUUGCACUUUUUUUUUUUUUAAUUUCUGGUACAGCUGAAAUUCCCAGAGGGCAAAACCAAGAACAAAACCACUGGGCCAGAGAACCCUGUGGUACUUCACAGCAUGGUUCUGGAACUCUGCAAGAUUUAGUCCACUAAUUUUGGAAGUUCAAGACACAGCUGGGCACAAAAGUCCUAAGAGAAGAGGGGGAACAUACAGUUCAGGAGAGAGAAGGAAUAUGGCCUCUGGUUGCUGAUGUACAAGUACAUAUACCAAACAAGACCUUCACUCCCCAUUGUGGGGGCUGUCCUUUGUCACCAGACAUCUGCUCCUUUUCUAGGGGUGAGCCCUGUACAGAUGAAAGGAAAUGGGUCACAUGCAGAGAGAGCACCUCCAUGUCCCAUGGGCUCAAGUUUGUAUGAUAUUAUGUAAAUUAAUGGAGAACUCUUGACUCUUUCCUUUCCUAUCCCUUUCCUCUUGAUCUUCAAGACCAUGAAUCCCAAAAAUAGCUAUCUCUCUUAGUGGCUAGCACCCAGACUGAGGUGGGACAAGGCCAUCCAGGUGUCUCAGGCUUGCUUGAGCAGAUUGGCACUGGGUGCCGGCAAGGGAAGAAGUCAGCCAGAGCUGUGAAUGCCACACGGCAGGAGCAGCUCAUGGUUACCUUGGGGACCCUGCUGGUGCCAACUGUCCCUGGGGAGGCAAAGAGAGAAUCCUGAGCUGGCGCAGCCAUGGUCAGCCAGGCAGAAGGGGAGCUGAGCUGCUGCAGAACAGGUCUGCUUUGGGAACUUGCCAACCACUCAGCAGCCUUCCCUCCCCUAAGUGCUCCGCCAUAGCUCCUGUUCUCAACCUCUUUUCCUACCGGACUGCUCACCUACUAACAGUUUCCCUGUCCUCCCUCCAUCUAACAGGCUGCAGGGCCUGUCCGUCUCAUUGGCCUUUGACUCUCCUCUCUCUCUCUCUCUCUCUCUCUCUCUCUCUCUCUCUCUCUCUCUCUCUCUCUCUCUCUCUCUGUGUGUGUGUGUGUAUCUAUCAGGGUGUGAUAGCCAAUGGGCUUCAAUGUGGGUAAUUCUUUGCCUGUGUCUCUCUGGUGCAGUGUGUGUGUGUGUGUGUGUGUGUGUGUGUGUGUGUGUGUACCUAUAUAGAAGUAUGGAUGCAUUUCUCAAGACUCCCUCACCAGGGCCCUGGUCAGAUCCUACAGUAGGUCUUACAUGUGAGGACCCUGAGUGCAGGAGUACCAGGUGAACAGGGGGAAGCUGAGGGUCAGGGAAUGCUACUGGCUUCCAGCUGAGAUUCUAAGCGUUGUUCUUAAGAUAAGCAGUGUAUUCUAGGAUAGGGAAAUAAUUUUCAGAAAAAAAAAACAACAGUUUUUUUAAUUGAGAAUUUCCUUUUUCUUUUCCUUUGAAAAGCUAGAUUUUUCUCUUAAGGUGAAGGACAUACUUGGGAUUGGAAAAUGAAAGUACCUCAGAUUGAGAGGAUGUUUGUCUUCCUCCAGGGUAUCUUGACCUGAGCAGGGACAAGUCGGUGCCCACGAACAUCUACUUGGGGGCACAGAACUUGUCUGUGAUGGAAUAUUAAUUCCAGUUGUUUUCCAGUUGCAAAGAGAUGGAGGAAGCUAAGCUAUCGACGAUUUGCUAUCGACUAAACUUUUCUUAAGUAAACUUAUUUGAACAUACGAGUUCACAGACCUCCCAUUUAUGCCCUGUUUUUUUUUUUAAUUCAUAUUCAUCAUAAACAGAUCAUCUGCUCUAUCCAAUUGCCCAACUCUAUGACAAACUUUUAAUAAAACUCACUGGCUUCCUUUGAAACAUGAGCAUUCCUGAAAUAUUAGAUGGACUCCCAGGAAGAAGAUAGAUUCUCUGGCUCAGUUGAUUCAACCCACCAUCAGCAGAGCAGGACUUUAGAGUAACCUUCUCGCUCACUCAUCAACCAGACAGGUGCAGACACAUAUAUGCUGGUGUCUGUACUACUUAGCAACAAAAACAAGCUCUGGCACCCUCAGGACGGAAGUCUCCAUAAUGAUAGCUGAUAGAUAGCAAUCUCUGUCCAGGUGACCUGAUCCUCGCAUCACAGGGGAUGGACUACUGGUUAAAAUAAGCCCCUCUCAGGCAGUUUCUGGAGCUUUCUGGCUGUGAGGUGGCUAGGGAAUGAGUACAAGAGAGAGCAUAGAAGGAGAAACACUCUAGUUCAGACUCCACUAACUCUAAAUCAUAGACUCCAACCUUCUGAGGGGACUGAGAGCCAGUGGCCUCUGCAAGGCCCCCAGUGCCUACCCAGGUCAAGUUCAGAUUCUUUUAGCUAUGUGUCUACAAGGAACAUGAUUGCACAUGCUGUAGGCUUUGUGCAAAUGAGCAGUGUGAGAGCAGCUUCGACAUUCCCUUGAUCUCUCCUAGACUGGAGGUUUGGGAACGUUGGGGGUCUAGCUGUGAGUAAGUACAAUUUCUUUUCCUCGUUUGGAAGUUAUGGCUCUUUUUCUGCUUUCCUCUGCCUACGGCUUUCCUUAUGAUCAGUUUGUGACAGUUGCCUUCUGAAGGAGGAGAGGAACUUCAAGCACCCCUCUCCUUGUUCACCAUGGCCCAAGGUCUCACAAGGAUGUGUGUGGAUCACUGACAUCCAAAUAUAAGAAAGAAAAUGUCUCUUUCAGCUUCAGUCACCUGGCAGCCUUUCAGCAGCCCUCUUUCUCACCUCUAGAAAUCGUGGAAGCAUAAUUAGACAGCUCCACCAGAUCAAGAUCAGCCCUCUUUGGCCUCAGGUCCGCGAGUGGAGCCCUAGGCCCUGGCACCAUCCUGGUAUAUUUUCCCUCUGUCCAGGGUUCUAUCCAGGUAUGUCACUUUUCCGCCAUAGGAGAGGGCACCCUGAGACUUUACAUCUCCUUGGUCAUCCAUAUACAUAGUAAGCGACCUAACAGGAAAAGGCCGCAUGUGUCUUCCUGACUUCAGGAAGAUGUGCUAUUUAGGUCCCCAAUGCUGCCCACCUAAUAAAAUUCGAAAUAAUGAAGUUAAACUCAUGGCUCAGAACAUUUGGCUUCAACUGUCUUAGGAUGGGAACAUCUGUCCACUGACUUUCAGUCAUGGAGUGGAAGAAGUGGGGAUAAACCCAGACACCCUCUGUCUUUGUUCAGGUGGCCUAUCUGUUGCUUCUCCUAGUUCAAGGGAAUCUUCUUUUCUGAACAUGUCUCUGCUGUGCCUGGGCUGAGUUGCCCCAGAGAGCACAUCUAUCCCUCCCCAGGGAAAAAGGAUGUCAGAAGAACUGGUAACACAGAUAGUAACAGGGAAGCACAUCUCAGCUGGACCGGCCUGGGUACUGCCUUCCAGCUCAUGGAGACAGAGGAAAGGGACGGGUUUUUCUUCCAUGCAAGUCCAGCAGAGCAGAUGCUUACAGAUGAUGCCUCUCAGAGUGUUGACUUCUAGGAUUAUGUUUACCAUCUUUCCAUUGAUGUUUCUAUGCCACAAAACAUUUCUUUGACAUUGUUCCUAGUCCUUAGACUGGGUUAUUACUAGCUAUUGAGCUCCCCCCCCCCCGAGGAAUACAUGCUCAUUAUAGAAAACUAGAAAAAAAAAGCAUGCAAAAGACUGAGAGACCAAUCAUAAUCACAUCAUUCUGAGGCCUCUACAGUGGGCCCAGUCAUAAUGGUCAGCACCUCAGAAGCUCUUCAGUGAGUGGUUGUCAUUGGGGGGAUAAAUGGGGCCAGGAGGACAUGGCAUGGCCACCGAACUGGCAUCAGGAAUUCUGCGUUCUUGGUAGCAACAACACAAGCCCCAAGGACAGCAAGGAGGUCUUUGAGAAGUCAUGCCAGAGCUAAAGAUUACUAUUUAGGGACUUCUCUCUCUCUCUCUCUCUCUCUCUCUCUCUCUCUCUCUCUCUCUCUCUCUCUCUCUCUCUCCUACUAUUCUUUUUCUUCAGGUGCCAUCUCAAUCUAAUCAUGGGUAUAAAUUCACUAAUUAAGCUACACUUGUAUAACACAGCCAUGACUGUACAUUUCAUUCCACUCUGUACUGAUAUGAUUUGUGACUCUGGGCACUGUGUCUUCUCCAUACUUGAACUUCCUUUCCUCAUCUGCAAAAUGAGGAUGGUGAUAACGUUUUACCUCAUGGUAUAUUAAGGGUGACAAAGAAACUGCAAAGCGAUUUGCAAACAUGAAGUGUCUAUGAAUUAUGCACUGUUCAAAUUACCCGUUAUCGGCAGCGUAGCCACUAAAAUGGAAUGGUUCCAUCAAGGCUCUGCCAAGUGCAAUAAUGUGGAGAGGGGGGGGGCAUCUUGGUUGCUGAACUAGAGUGUAGCUGUCCAACUGGAGCACAUGGGGUCCACUCCCCGCUUCGAACCCUCUGGAGGAAUUGCCUCCUUCAUAUUCUUCACCCAUUGCCAGGCUCACUUCCUUUUCUCCAAGGCCAGUUUAGCAAAGUGCAGGCUCAUUCCUGUUGCUUAUUACCAGAAGUGAUGGAGCGAAGAGACCAUGUGGAGGCUAAGAGCAUACAUAGAUGGCUGUAGCAGUUCACCUCUAAAGCAGGUGUGGAGUUAAUGCUGUUUGUUUGUUUGUUUGUUUGAACAGUUCUAGUAUCAUUCCUAGCUGUACAUGCUCAUGUUGGGGAAAAGUCCGAUUCUUAAAGCUCUUAAAGUUCCCUCAUGUUUAGAGUGAGGAUUAAGUAUAAUAGAGUGAGAGGCCGCUUCCUCUUGUCAGGCUGCAAAGCUAGUGACUUCUGAGUUCUGAUAGGAGGUCCUCUGAAUGGUUUAUCCAGUUGAACAUUGCCCAGUAUGAUCUUGCUUGGGGCCUAGAUUCUAAAGGGGAAAAGAACAGAUUCCUCAAAAGAAUCCCCACGCUUUUCUUCUUCCCUGCGUGCACCGAGACUUUCUACCAGAGAAUAACAAGUCCUUGCUCUCUGUAUGACUAGAGCCCAGCCCAAAGUAAGGGUAAUGGUACCCCUGCAGGGGUGGCUUGUUCAGGGACAAGAAACAGAAACUGGGUCCCAGUCUAGGCAUCACCCAGCUGCAGCUCAGCCUGGCAUCUCCCUGACACAUGCCAGCCUACUACUCUUCAUGCCUAAGGCCUGUUGUGACUCCCCAGGGAAACAACCCUGUGUCCCCCAUUUUUCUCCCCUGGACCCCGAGCUUUUUCUAUCCUCUCUGGGUGGCCCAUAGACCCAUUCUCAUUUGUAUGUACUGGUGUGUGUGCGUUGUGAGUGUGCCGAUGCCUUCACACAGAGAUUUCACCGAACCCCUCCUGUGCCCCUCCCCUGCCCCACCCCACUGCCCACGGUGUGACUGUUUCGCUCUUCGAGACUAUCUGUAAAAAUGUACAAAUAAAAGUGAAAGCUGGAAAUAAAGGGGAGGGGUAUUGCACCUACUCAAAUGCUGAAUAGAGCCCUCAGUUUUCUGAGGACUUGUGAGGACUGCCCUAGAAUCCUGACUCUGGUGGCACUUGAAGGGAGGGAUACCUGUCACAGGAGAGUUUUCUGGUUGUUUCCCUGGUGGUUGCUCAUGCUUGCUUAGUACUCUGUUCUGAAGACGUUUGCCUUUAAAGUUAAGUCACUCUCCCCCAAAAUAAGAGCAUAUCGUCAAAGUUAAAAGAGUGAAGGUCAUGGCCGACAUUACCCAAAGACCUGACCUGGGGUGACAUUAGGGACUUUGUUAAUAGAUCACCUGGAACCUUGGGUGCAUCUUGUGACCUCACCAUGUAUCCAUGUCCUCUCACCUCACAGAGAGCAGGGUGACUUUGGGGACUCAUGGGACACCAGGUCUCCCCCGUCCAUUCUGCUGCUGUUUGUACCCUUGCUGGCUGUUGCAGGCUGACUGAGCUGAGGCAAAUCAGGAGAUGCUUUCUCCCUGUUGCUCUUGGCCCAAGCUGAUAUCCCUCGGAAAGUAACCUCAAGCCAGCAGCCAGUUUGUGUGCAGAGUCCAAAGCCUUUUAUCUACCUGUUCAGUCCCAGAUGCCUUGUCCAACCCACUUUGAUGAUCUCGUCUUGCUCUCUCUGCUGAUAGAGCGUUGCCUCGUAGGACUGGGGCAGGAGAAAGAGCAUCAAAGGAGAUGGUGCGAGUGAAUUGCUUUACCAACUGUGGCUUGCCCUACAAAUGUGGCUUACUGUGAGAAGACGCAGACCCUGGCCAGGGGACAUUAUGAAAUGGGAAGGAAAAAAAUAAAGGUGGUUCUGGGGCUGGGGUGGAGGCUGUGGGUAGAAGAUGUGGUGAGAUGGACUUAGAGGUUAAUGAAAACUUUGGGAUGAAGAAAUGUCUGUGCUUCCAAAAUCCCCUUAGUAGAGUGACAGAGAAAUAUCCCCAAGGCAGUAAUCCUGGAGUAGGAGGGAUUAGGAUAGCACAGGGUACGGAUAAUCAAUCCUGGAGUGCAAACAGCUGCCAGAGAAGGAUAGUUUUCUCAGAGAGAUGCACAGCUUUGGCCUAUGCCAGCACCCCCUCCACUCAUGACUAUAGGCACCUUCUGUCUACACCUUCCCUGUCCCUGAUGGACCUUGGUAACCUUCCUUGAGACUUGUACAAGGAAGGUGAUUUAGACCACUGCUGCCCAAUAAAAUUUGACACGAGAUAUGUAUGCAAUUUGAAAUAUCCCACUGGCUGCAUUUUAAAGUGCCAACCAAACAGGUGAAAUUAAUUUCCAUACUAUAUUUUAACCCAGCAUAUGAAAAAUAUUAGCACUUCAACAUGGGAUCAAUAUAAAAGUUACUGGCAUGUUUUAUGUUCUGGUUAUUUCAAAUGAAAGCUAAAUCUAAGGUGAAUUUUACCCCGAGAAAACAUCUCCAACUGGCUCAACCACAUUUUCAGUGCUCAAAAGCUGCAUCAGGCUUCUGGUACCCGUCUAGGAGAAGCCAGCAUUAGGUCUGUUCAGAGACUGAGCAGGAUGCCCUUGCCAAUGAGUCACUCACUGCUGCAGAUUUCAGUAUGGGGAACAAAGGCAAAGGCAGCGUUUGCUGAGUAGGAAACAGAGCUAGCUCCACCAUGCUGUCUCACCUCUGGAAGUUCUACUUUCCCUGCUUAGUGAGGGGAGAGAGCUGCUGUGAACCAGCUACAUGUUAUAUCUGCCACAAGAGGCAUUAGUGCUAUCCCUUGACAUGGCCCUGAUGACCUGUCAAAACCCUAAGGGGAAAGCAGGCCAUGUGCCCUUCGACUGUAGGAGCAUCAGCCACCAUCCAUUCUACCCAUACAGAUGUCUUUUAUCUCAUAAUAAGGGAUAGACAGGCCUCCCCAUUGUUAAGAAUACACAUCUCUCCCACUUCUUAACAUCUGGUGGAGUCUCCUGCUAAGAACAUCUCACUGAUAUUUGGAGCUGUUUAAUCCAUCCUCCAAUUUCUUUGAUUUUUUUUUUAUCUUGAAUGCUGAAUGGAGAUAUGGGAGAAGAGCAGCAGGCAGACUGUAUCUCCUAGGAGGUGGCAGAUACAAGUUCUGUUCUUACACUAGGACUCAGGCCACCAUUUCCUACCUCUCCUUUCUGCUUAGAGAUCUUCCUUAGGUCUAAAUAAGCCUCAUUUGUGUGGGAAAUAGACAGGUAGUGAGAUCUUAGGGCAUAGAACAGAGUAAAUAUAAGCAAGCCUCUGGGCAUUUUCUAGUCAUUUCAAAGAGCCGGUAUGAUAAGGCCUGAUUCACUUAAAAUCUAUCAUUCUGGGCCCCAUGCUGCCGAGCAGGGGAAAGGGAGCUGAUUUGGUGAGUAUGUUUUAUAUGUGGUCAUUAGACAGGGACCAUCGCCGGCAAAACUCUCAAACACCUGGAGUGUUUAUGGUCCGACAGAUUAUUGCUCAGUCAAUAUAAAUUUAUUUACCUUCACUCUAAUUUGCAUAGUGCUUUCUGAUUGGUUAGACACAGUGUGGCGUAUACUGCAGGAUUCUAACAACGACUCUCCCCUUGGAGGUAGCAAUUCCUGUGGUUAUUGGUGCUAAAAAUAAGAUUAAAUAUUAUGUUAAUUUGUUCUGAUAUGAUGUGAAUAAAUGUAUUGUUUAAUCUUAACAAGAAUGCUACAUCUUAUCAGAUCUAUUGUACUGUCUGUUUCUUCUCAUAAUUAAUUAAUUACAGGAAAGGUGAUCCAAACCAGAUCUCAAAACUCUUGUGAUCUUCUAAGAGGAACGUAACAGGGAAGUGGGAGGGGGGAAUGAAAAGGAAAAUUACCAGGUUCCUGUGACUUUGAAAGGACUGAGGAAGCAGAGAGCAUUUGGGGACUUCACUGAAACUGACUGCAUCUUGCAAUUUUCUUUUUCAAAUUGGCAGAAAUAUUGUUAUUUCCAUCGAUUGAAGAAAAAAAGUGUCUGGUAAUUAAUUAAAUGACUUGUUCAUGGAAAAAAAUAAAAAUAAAUAAUCUGUCAGUUGUGGAAUGUAAACUGAUUAAACAAUUAAAUAAAGAAGACCAUGUUGUGUGUUUUAAGAA